Messenger RNA from Lathyrus oleraceus (garden pea), 2083 nucleotides. NCBI's taxonomy places the organism in Eukaryota, Viridiplantae, Streptophyta, Magnoliopsida, Fabales, Fabaceae. The record is from RefSeq and is a predicted model, not a curated record.
CUCUAUAUCUCUAUACUAAAUCAUGUUUCUCUCAUCUAAACCAAGUUUCAUAAUGCACUAAACCUAAAUACAUGGGUUUGCUAGCUUUUAACUUUGGUGUCUUUCAUGACUCUAUCUCUUUCUUAAUCGUUAUUUCUCUCUCAUCAAAACAGUUCUUUUUAUUUAUUCAUUUGUCUCCUAAAUACACUAAAGACAUUAGAGGCACACAAAGGUACCUAAACCUUUCCCAUAAAAAAGGGAAUUUAAUCCCAUGCAGUCAGUGUGUAGUUAGUGUAUUUUGGAGGUCAUUUUUGUCCUUUCCUUCCUCAAUAUUAUCUCUUUCCAAAUCCAAUUAUAUACCUAUUUGAAUUAGCUGCAGAGGAUCCAGAUCCAAAAAAAAAUGGCAAUCACAGUAUCAAGUAGACAAUUAUUCAUAGAUGGAGAGUGGAGAGUUCCUAUCCUCAACAAAAGGAUUCCAAACAUCAAUCCUUCCACUGAAAACAUCAUAGGAGAUAUACCUGCUGCAACUAAGGAAGAUGUUGAUCUUGCUGUGGAUGCUGCUAAAAGAGCCAUUUCCAGAAACAAUGGUAGAGAUUGGUCUGCUGCUUCUGGCUCUCUUCGUGCUCGCUAUCUUCGAGCCAUUGCUGCUAAGAUAAAAGAGAAAAAGAAUGAACUAGGGAAGCUGGAAUCAAUUGACUGUGGAAAACCGCUGGAGGAAGCACUAGCGGAUCUGGAUGAUGUUGUUGCUUGUUUUGAGUACUAUGCUGGGCUUGCUGAAGAGUUGGAUUCAAAGCAAAAAGCUCCUAUAUCUCUUCCUAUGGAUACCUUCAAAAGCUAUAUUCUCAAGGAGCCUAUUGGUGUUGUUGCGUUAAUAACUCCAUGGAACUAUCCUUUCUUAAUGGCAACUUGGAAAAUUGCUCCGGCUCUGGCGGCUGGUUGUGCUGCAAUAUUGAAGCCGUCUGAAUUGGCAUCUGUGACCUGUUUGGAGUUAGGUGAAAUAUGCAAAGAAAUUGGUCUUCCUCAUGGUGUUUUAAAUAUUGUCACUGGAUUAGGCCAUGAAGCCGGUGCUUCUUUGGCAUCCCAUCCUGAUGUAGAUAAGAUUUCUUUUACUGGUAGCUCAGCAACUGGGAGCAAGAUUAUGACAACUGCGGCACAGCUAGUCAAGCCUGUUUCACUAGAGCUUGGUGGAAAGAGCCCGAUCGUUGUUUUUGAGGAUGUUGACCUUGAUAAGGUUGCUGAGUGGACUGUCUUUGGCUGUUUCUUUACUAAUGGUCAGAUAUGCAGCGCAACAUCUCGACUUAUUGUGCACGAAAGUAUAGCCGUAGAAUUUGUGGAUAAACUUGUCAAAUGGGCCGAAAACAUCAAAAUUUCGGAUCCGUUGGAAGAAGGUUGCAGGCUUGGACCUAUUGUCAGUGAAGCACAGUAUAAGAAAGUAUUGAAUUGCAUCUCAUCGGCUAAGAGUGAGGGUGCAACAAUUUUGACUGGUGGCCGUCGACCCGAGCAUUUAAAGAAGGGAUAUUUUGUUGAACCAACCAUCAUAACCGAUGUGACCACCUCGAUGCAAAUUUGGAGAGAAGAAGUAUUUGGACCUGUACUCGCCGUGAAAACAUUUAGCACCGAGGAAGAAGCUAUUAAUCUCGCAAAUGACACUCACUAUGGUUUGGGGUCUGCUGUAAUGUCAAACGAUUUAGAAAGAUGUGAGCGUCUAUCUAAGGCUAUUCAAGCUGGAAUUGUAUGGAUCAAUUGUGCUCAGCCAAGCUUCAUCCAAGCUCCAUGGGGAGGCAUUAAACGUAGCGGCUUUGGCCGCGAAUUAGGAGAAUGGGGACUUGAGAACUACUUGAGUGUGAAGCAAGUUACUAGGUAUACAUCGGAUGAGCCGUGGGGCUGGUAUCAACCACCUUCAAAGCUGUGAUAGUUAAUCAUAUUUCUAAAAUCUGGCAUGGAAUAAGGGUGUUUGUGUGAGAAACACCAAGUUAUCUGGCAUGGAAUAAGGUGUUUGUGUGAGAAACACCAAGUUAUGUAAUAAUAUACCAGCAACAUUGUUGUGAAUUCCCGUUUCCCACGGUGCAUUGGUUGAUGAUAUGAUAUAUAGUUUGAAAUCAAA